CUUCGGCUGACGAACCCCGGAAUACCCUUUCCACUUCCCAUAUAAGGCCUUUUCUUUUUACUUUCUUUUAAGUUUCUUACUAUAUAUUGUGUUGAUCUCUUUUUAUUAUCUUCGCGCUUAUAUAAUCAAGUAUACUCCACACACACACACACACACACAUUCAAGCAUUCUUACAUAUCGCGCAUUUUAAGUUUGUGAGUUUUUUUUUUGCAAAGGGAACAAAAAGGUGGAUCAUUUUGAAAGAAUUUGUGACUAACUGAAUUCGGAACAAUCUCUUCUCUUGUGCUCUCCCUUUUUCCCUUGUUGUGAUUGCCUCAAAAGAAAAAAAAAGUCUCUCCACUGUACAUUAUAACAUCUUAAGAACGACAAAAGAAAGAAAGAAAAAAUGGCAUCCAACUUCCCUAUCCCUUCUAUUGCUGCUGCUGGAACGGCUCCUGCUGUUGGAACAAGCACCAAGCACAUUCCUGCUCCCUCGGCUAAUGCUACUCCGGUUCCUUGCACUCCCAGAUCGCCUUCGGCUCCCCACCGUCCCGUGACGGCCAUGGAGGAUACCAAGGAUGUCACUACCGCGGCUCUGGUCUUGCAAGAUGGAACUAGCUUCCAGGGUAUCUCUUUUGGUUCGGAAUCCAAGAGUAUCUCUGGUGAAUGCGUUUUCCAAACCGGUAUGGUUGGUUAUCCAGAGUCGUUGACCGAUCCUUCUUACCGUGGUCAGAUCUUGGUGUUGACUUUUCCCUUGAUUGGCAACUAUGGUGUCCCUUCGCGUGACGAGAUGGACGAGUUGUUGAAGGAUAUUCCAAAGUACUUUGAAUCAUCGGAAAUCCAUGUGGCCGGUCUCUUGGUGGGUAGCUAUGGUGCGGACUACUCUCACUACUUGGCCCAUUCUUCUUUGUCGGACUGGUUGAAGGAGAACGAUGUGCCCGCCCUUUACGGCAUUGACACCCGUGCACUGACCAAGAAGAUCCGCAAGCAAGGUGUGCUAUUGGCUAAAAUUUUGUUCCCCAAAAAGACCAUGACUGCUCUGGAUUCGGCCGCCGCCGCCCUUGGUUUGAGCUCUUCCAAGACCGAUUCUGCCUCCGAAAAUGCCUGGAUGGAGCAUUAUCAGGAUGUCGAAUGGGUCGAUCCCAACCAGCGUAAUUUGGUCGCUGAAGUCUCCAUUAAGGAACCCAAGGUGUACUAUCCCGAUCCCGCCAAGGCCAUCAAGACCGCUUCUGGCCGUACCCUGCGUAUCAUGGCCGUCGAUGUCGGUAUGAAAUACAACCAAAUCCGUUGCUUCGUCUUCCGUGGUGUCGAGCUCAAGGUUGUUCCCUGGGACUAUGAUUUCGCUUCGGAACCCGCGGAUUCUUAUGAUGGUCUUUUCCUUUCCAACGGUCCCGGUGACCCAACCAUGGUUGAAACCACUUUCCACCGUCUUUCCACUCUUCUCAAGGCCGGUAACAAGCCCAUCUUUGGUAUCUGUCUCGGUCACCAGUUGUUGGCCCUCGCUGCCGGUGCCAAGACCAUGAAGAUGAAAUACGGUAACCGUGGUCAGAACAUUCCUUGUACAAACAUGAUCUCCGGUCGCUGCUACAUCACUUCGCAGAAUCACGGUUAUGCCGUCGAUGCCGCUUCGCUUCCUGAAGAGUUUGAAGAGUUGUUCGUCAAUGCCAACGAUGGUUCCAACGAAGGUAUCAUUCACAAGUCGUUGCCCAUUUUCUCCGUCCAGUUCCAUCCUGAAUCCACCCCCGGUCCUCGCGAUACCGAAUUCUUGUUCGAUGUCUUCAUUAACACCGUCAAGGAAUGUGUCGAUCAGAACAAGUUGGUGCCCAUCAAGAUGCCCGGUGGUACCAAGGCUGAAAAUGUGCAAAAGAACCCUCGUGUCCAUGUCAGCAAGGUCCUGGUUCUCGGUUCCGGUGGUUUGUCCAUUGGUCAGGCCGGUGAAUUCGAUUACUCAGGUUCUCAAGCCAUCAAGGCGCUCAAGGAAGAAGGCAUUUACACCAUCUUGAUCAAUCCCAACAUUGCUACCAUUCAGACUUCCAAGGGUCUCGCCGACAAGGUGUACUUCCUUCCUGUGACCCCCGAUUUUGUGCGCAAGGUCAUCCAGUUUGAGAAGCCCGAUGGUAUCUACUGUACCUUUGGUGGUCAGACCGCCUUGAACGUCGGUAUCAAGCUCAAGGAUGAAUUCGAAUCCCUCGGUGUCAAGGUGCUCGGUACCCCCAUUGAUACCAUCAUCACCACCGAAGAUCGUGACCUUUUCGCUCAAGCCUUGUAUGAAAUCAACGAAAAGUGUGCUCAGUCCGCUUCGGCCAUCAACCAGGAAGAAGCUUUGGCCGCUGCCAAGGAAAUUGGUUACCCUGUGAUUUGCCGUGCCGCUUACGCUUUGGGUGGUCUCGGUUCCGGUUUCGCCAACAACGAGCAAGAACUCAUUGCCUUGUGUAAUAAGGCCUUUGCCACGUCUCCUCAGGUGUUGAUUGAACGUUCCAUGAAGGGCUGGAAGGAAAUCGAGUACGAAGUCGUUCGCGAUUGUCAAGAUAACUGUAUCACCGUGUGUAACAUGGAAAACUUUGAUCCCUUGGGUAUUCAUACUGGUGAUUCCAUCGUCGUCGCUCCUUCCCAGACCUUGUCCGAUGAAGACUACAACAUGCUCCGUACCACGGCUGUCAAUGUGAUUCGUCACUUGGGUGUGGUCGGUGAAUGUAACAUUCAGUACGCCUUGAAUCCCUUCUCCAAGGAAUACUGCAUUAUCGAAGUCAAUGCCCGUCUUUCGCGUUCUUCCGCUUUGGCUUCCAAGGCCACCGGUUAUCCCCUUGCCUUUGUGGCUGCCAAGCUUGGUCUCGGUAUUCCCUUGAACGAAAUCAAGAACAGUGUCACCAAGGUCACUUGUGCCUGUUUCGAACCCUCGUUGGAUUACGUCGUGGUCAAGAUUCCCCGUUGGGAUCUCAAGAAGUUCAACCGUGUCAGCACUGCCUUGAGCUCAUCCAUGAAAUCCGUCGGUGAAGUCAUGGCCAUCGGUCGCACCUUUGAAGAAACCAUCCAAAAGGCCAUUCGUGCCAUUGACUACAACUUCCCUGGUUUCAGCAAGAAUGAUAUUGCUGAUGGUGAAAAUUUGGAUGACGAAUUGAUGAACCCCUCUGACCAGCGUUUGUUCGCUAUUGCCAAUGCUAUGCACAAGGGUUACACUGUCGACCGUGUGUGGGAAUUGACCAAGAUUGACAAGUGGUUCUUGAACAAGUUGCAGCGUAUUGUCAACUUGGAAAAGCGCUUGGAAGGUUUCACCAAGGCCAACUUGCCCGGUAACCUUAUCCGUUCCGCCAAACAACUCGGUUUCUCGGAUCGUCAAAUCGCCACCAAGAUCAAUAGCAAUGAAUUGGCUGUUCGUCGCUUGCGCCAAGAGUACGGUGUCACUCCUUUCGUCAAACAGAUCGAUACAGUGGCUGCCGAGUUCCCUGCCUUCACCAAUUACCUUUACAUGACCUACAAUGCUGUGGAGCAUGAUAUUGACUUUGAAGACAAGGGCAUCAUGGUGUUGGGUUCAGGUGUGUACCGUAUUGGUUCAUCGGUCGAAUUCGAUUGGUGUGCUGUGCGUGCCAUUCGUACGUUGCGCGAAAAGGGUGUCAAGACAGUUAUGGUCAACUAUAACCCCGAAACCGUGUCUACCGAUUACGAUGAAGCCGAUCGUCUCUACUUUGAAAACAUCAACUUGGAACGUGUGCUCGAUAUCUAUGAAGUCGAACAUUCCACCGGUGUGAUGAUGUCCAUGGGUGGUCAAACCCCCAACAACAUUGCUCUUCCCUUGUACCGUCAAAACGUCAAGGUCCUUGGUACCUCUCCCGAGAUGAUUGACAAUGCCGAAAAUCGUUACAAGUUCUCGCGCAUGUGUGAUCGUAUUGGUGUCGAUCAGCCUCUGUGGAAAGAAUUGACCAGCUUUGAUGAAGCCGAAGAUUUCUGUACAAAGGUCGGUUACCCUGUUCUUGUCCGUCCUUCGUACGUCCUUUCCGGUGCGGCCAUGAACGUGGUCUCUUCCAAGGACGAUUUGGCUUCUUACUUGAAGGAAGCCGCCGCCGUGUCUCGCGAUCAUCCCGUUGUUAUCUCCAAGUACAUUGAAGAAGCCAAGGAAAUCGAAAUGGAUGCCGUUGCUUUGGACGGUAAAAUGAUCAUGCACGUCAUUUCCGAGCACGUUGAAAAUGCCGGUGUUCACUCCGGUGAUGCCACCUUGGUGUUGCCUCCUCAGGAUCUCGACCCCGAAACCGUGCGCAAGAUUGAAGAUGCCACGGCCAAGAUUGGUCGCGCUUUGAACGUCACCGGUCCUUUCAACAUUCAGUUCAUUGCCAAGAACAACGAAAUCAAGGUCAUUGAAUGUAACGUGCGUGCCGCUCGUUCGUUCCCCUUCGUGUCCAAGGUCAUGGGUGUCGAUUUGAUCGAAAUGGCCACCAAUGCCAUGUUAGGUCUUCCCGUCCAGCCCUACCCCAAGGUCGAAUUGCCCAAGGAUUACGUCGGUGUCAAGGUGCCUCAGUUCUCCUUCAGCCGCUUGUCCGGUGCCGAUCCCGUCUUGGGUGUUGAAAUGGCCUCUACCGGUGAAGUCGCUUGUUUCGGCAAGGACAAAUACUCGGCUUACCUCAAGGCCUUGUUGGCCACCGGUUUCCAGUUGCCCAAGAAGAACAUUCUCUUGUCCAUUGGUUCUUACAAGGAGAAGCAGGAAAUGUUGCCUUCCGUCAAGAAGUUGCACGAAUUGGGUUACAACUUGUUCGCUACCACCGGUACUGCCGACUUUAUCCAGGAACACAACAUCCCCGUCAAGCACUUGGAAACCUUGGAUGGCGAUGGUGAUGACAAGAUGAAGGCCGAGUACUCUUUGCAACAGCACUUGUCCAACAACUUGAUUGACAUGUAUAUCAACUUGCCUUCUCGCAAUCGUUACCGCCGUCCUGCCUCGUACAUGUCCAAGGGUUACCGUUCGCGUCGUAUGGCCGUCGACUACUCGAUUCCUCUGUUGACCAACGUCAAGUGUGCCAAGGUAUUUGUUGAAGCAUUGGCUCGCGCCACCGAUUUCGAUAUCCUCGGCGUCGACUACAAGACCAGCCAUACCAGUGCCACCUUGCCCGGUUUGUUCAACGUGAACAGCUACUUGCCCAAGACCGCCGAUUUCACGGCCGUCGCCAAGACUUCGCUGGAUGCCGGUUUCACCACCAUCUCUGCCAUUGCUCAAGACGUCAAGGAUGUCAGCUCGCUCGAACAUCUCGGUGAAGUCGCUCGCAAGGCUGCUCACACCGACUAUCUGUUGAACGUAACAGCAACUGCCGAUAAUGCCACUCACCUCGCUCCUGUGGCUUCGGAUUCCGCCGCCGUGUACAUCAACACGGACGAAAUUGGCAGUGGCAAGGUCUCUGUGUUUGACUCGGUGUUCUCUUCAUGGCCUAGCGAUCAGUUGGUGGUGACCGAUGCCAAGGGUACCGAUCUGGCUUCCAUCUUGUUGCUUGCUUCCCUGUACAACCGUAUCAUCCACGUUUCCAAUGUCAUGCACAAGGACGAUUUGAUUUUGAUCGAAAUGAGCAAGAAGAAGGGUCUCAAGGUGACCUGCGAUGUGGCGGUGUACGCCUUGUUCUUCUCGUCCGAGGAAUUCAACAACACCAAGUUGCUGCCUACCAAGAAGGAACAGGAAGCCUUGUGGAAGAACUUGGCCAUGAUUGACUGUUUCUCCGUCGGUUCCACUCCUGCCAAGUUGGCUGCUGAACUCGGUAAACCCGUGUCGGCUACCGCUGGUAUAAACGAAGCUCUUCCCUUGUUGUUGAAUGCCGUGUCCGAAGGUCGUCUCCAGUUGAAGGAUAUUGCCAAUCGCUUCUACGAGAACCCUCGCCACAUCUUCAACCUCGCUCCUCAGGCCGAUACUUAUGUGGAAAUCGAAGUGGAUCGUCAGCACGUGUGGCCCCACGAUGAAGCCAACUGGUCUCCUUUGGCUGGACGUAAGGUUCUUGGUGCUGUGCAUCGUGUGGUGAUGAACGAGAAGACCGUGUUCAUGGACGGUACCAGCAGUUCCGACGGUAACAUGGGUCGCGAUGUCUCAAUCCAAGCCCAGGCCGUGCAACCCAUUGUCAAGGAAGCCGCCAAGAUUGAACAGCAAGCCGCCACGCUCCCUGUGCCCGAAUUUGCUCACGAUAACAAGAUGCCCCGUUCCACCAACACUGAUUCCGUCAAGUUGGCCGGUGCCAUGGAUCAGCAAAUGGUGACCUUGCAACCUCCUACCUACGAGAUCUCGGCUUCGUUGGCCCGUGUCGUCAGCCGUUCGCCUUUCUACCGCAAGCACAUCUUGCGUUCCAAGCAAUUCGAUCGCAACGACUUGCACUUGUUGUUCGGUGUCGCUCACGAAAUGCGCAACCUCGUGGAACGCUAUGGUUCGAUCAAUUUGCUCCAGGGCCGUGUGAUGAGCACCAUGUUCUUUGAACCUUCCACCCGUACCUCGUCUUCCUUUGAAGCAGCCAUGUACCGUUUGGGUGGUCAAGUGGUCUCUGUGAGUGCGACGGCUUCGUCGGUGCAAAAGGGUGAAUCGCUUGCCGAUACCAUCCGUACUCUUGGCUGUUACGCUGAUGUCGUGGUCCUUCGUCAUCCUCAACCCGGCAGUGCUCAGUUGGCCGCCAAGUACUCCAAGGUGCCAAUCAUCAAUGCUGGUGACGGUAUUGGUGAACACCCUACGCAAGCCUUCUUGGAUACCUUUACCAUCCGUGAAGAAUUGGGUACCGUGAACGGAUUGACGAUUACUUUGGUUGGUGAUUUGAAGAACGGUCGUACUGUCCACAGUUUGGUCAAGAUCCUUGCCUACUACCAGGUCAAGUUGAACUAUGUGUGCCCCGAAGAACUUCCCAUGCCCAAGGAUGUCAUGGAAGAAGUCGAACGCGCCGGUAUUCAGCAGAACGUGUACCGUAGCUUGGAUGAAGUCAUUGGUGAAACCGAUGUGCUUUACAUGACCCGUGUGCAAAAGGAACGAUUCUCAUCCGAAGAAGACUACUUGCGUGUCAAGGACGCUUUCAUUCUCAACAACGAUGUGUUGAGCAAGGCCAAGUCGCAAAUGAUCGUGCUUCAUCCUUUGCCUCGCGUCAAUGAAAUCGAACCUGAAGUCGAUUUUGACCAGAGAGCCGCCUACUUCCGUCAAAUGCGCUACGGUCUUUACGUCCGAAUGGCCCUGUUGGCCCUCGUCAUGGGAACCUUCAGAGGUUAAAAAAAUUACUUGUAGAAUACGUUGUUUAUUAGUUUCAUUUCUUGCUUUCUUUUUCAUUUGCUUUUCUCUUUUAAAUCAUUCUUUUUUCAAAUAUAAUAUCAUUGUGUGGAGUAUACUCUUA
Molecule: messenger RNA, 7307 nt
Organism: Radiomyces spectabilis
Lineage: Eukaryota; Fungi; Mucoromycota; Mucoromycetes; Mucorales; Radiomycetaceae
Exons: 4
Coding region: 386-7186 (2266 amino acids)
Biological process (GO): 'de novo' pyrimidine nucleobase biosynthetic process; L-glutamine metabolic process; L-citrulline biosynthetic process
Cellular component (GO): cytosol; cytoplasm
Molecular function (GO): amino acid binding; metal ion binding; dihydroorotase activity
Source: RefSeq, a predicted model, not a curated record